Cylicocyclus nassatus is the source of this 558-nucleotide messenger RNA. Lineage: Eukaryota; Metazoa; Nematoda; Chromadorea; Rhabditida; Strongylidae. The record is from the annotation of a GenBank genome assembly.
AUGCAUAGUGAAGCCUUUCCUCGUAUCAAGCGUGGCAAAUUCAUGCAAGUUGCCCGAAUAACGCAGGAAAGAUUUGACUACCCGAGAGCUGUAGGCUUCAUAGAUGGGAAACAUAUCCACAUCAAGAAUCCUGCGCGCUCGGGUAGUAUCUUUUAUAAUUACCAACACUACUAUUCUACCAUCCUUUUGGCUUUGUGCGACUGUGACCACCGCAUCAUCACCUAUGAUGUCGGAGCUCCAGGCCGCGCUAGUGACACUGGAGUCUUUCGCGACUCCGCUUUGAAGAGAUUCUUGGACAGACACGACGAUGUACUCCCGUUUACAACGGAGCUUGGAAACGUGAAAACCGUCCAAUAUCACAUUUUCGUGAACGGUGGUUUUGGCCAGGGUCAUAGGCAAGACUCUCUGGAGGCUGUCCAGAGGUUUGAGCCAGCACCGAACGCCGCCUAUUAUCUCCUUGAAAGAGAAGAACCAGAGUCUGGCACGGAAUCGGCUUAUACAGCGAGGGAGCGGCUCACGCAAUAUUAUACCAAUAAGAAUGGGCCUGCGAGAUCUUGA